AUCUCAUCUGCAACCAGUCCCCCACCUCGUCUUCCACCUCCCAGCGAGAUCCCCACCACCCUCGAACCCAUCAUCAUCCAUGGCACCCAAGGCGGAGAAGAAGCCGGCGGCCAAGAAGCCCGUGGAGGAGGAGCCCGUGGCGGAGAAGGCCGAGAAGACCCCCGCCGGGAAGAAGCCCAAGGCGGAGAAGCGGCUGCCGGCGGGCAAGACCGCCUCCAAGGAGGGCGGCGAGAAGAAGGGCAAGAAGAAGGCCAAGAAGUCCGUCGAGACCUACAAGAUCUACAUCUUCAAGGUCCUCAAGCAGGUGCACCCGGACAUCGGCAUCUCCUCCAAGGCCAUGUCCAUCAUGAACUCCUUCAUCAACGACAUAUUUGAGAAGCUGGCCGGUGAGUCUGCCAAGCUCGCGAGGUACAACAAGAAGCCCACCAUCACCUCCCGGGAGAUCCAGACCUCCGUCCGCCUCGUCCUCCCCGGCGAGCUCGCCAAGCACGCCGUGUCAGAGGGCACCAAGGCCGUCACCAAGUUCACCUCCUCCUAGACUGCCAAUGUGUUCUUGGAGAGUCCCCAAGUCUCUGUCCUCUGUUUCAUCUGUAGUUGUUAGAUGCCUGAAGUGUGUUUCUGACCAUGUCACAUGCUGUAAGAAAUGAGCCGCACUGUUAUUUCAAUCUGAAGAAAUAUUACUGUUGCUGCUCCAA
This is a messenger RNA of Lolium perenne, 695 nucleotides long. Its product is annotated as histone H2B.1-like. Gene Ontology annotation, molecular function: protein heterodimerization activity; structural constituent of chromatin; DNA binding. The record is from RefSeq and is a predicted model, not a curated record. Lineage: Eukaryota; Viridiplantae; Streptophyta; Magnoliopsida; Poales; Poaceae. Gene Ontology annotation, cellular component: nucleosome.